Lasiosphaeria miniovina is the source of this 306-nucleotide messenger RNA. RefSeq lists its product as uncharacterized. Bases 1 to 306 code for a protein of 101 amino acids. The transcript has 2 exons. The record is from RefSeq and is a predicted model, not a curated record. Lineage: Eukaryota; Fungi; Ascomycota; Sordariomycetes; Sordariales; Lasiosphaeriaceae.
AUGUGUUUCGGCGGCAACGUGACGCUGGCGGCGGCGGCGCUCGACAAGCGGAUCGCGGCCAUGAUCUCGGUGACGCCGCUGAUCGACUCGUCGGGGCUGCCGGAGCGGCGGCAGCCGAUCCUGGAGCUGGCCAUGUACGACCGGGCGGGGCAGCUGGCGGGCGACGAGCCCAUGUACCUGCCGUACGUCAACGAGGACGGCAGCGCGCCCAACGGGCUGCAGCUGGCGGCCGACAUGAUGCCGGCGCUGGAGCGGCUCAACAUUCCCGUCGAGAACCGCGUGGCGGUAGUCAUUAUAUUAGAAUGA